AUGGAAAAAGAAACAAGGGAAAACUGGAAAUGCCACGAUUGCACUGCCGAAGCGUUGUGUGGAUAUCAUGCUAAGUCACAGAAUUCUCAAGCAUUUGAAACGCCUCAGAUGGCUAUGGUACCAUACACCAGACGCGAGAUGCCACAAAGGUCCGGUUUUGGCUCCGAUGCUCCCAAAUCUCAAAGUGAAAGAUAUCGUACUCAGCCGCCAGAGGAGAUGGAUCUAAACAAAUCCAGGGCAUUCAUAGAGCUAAAAGCAUCUGUAAAACAAAAUACCUUACGAGCAAACGAUGUAAAUGAUAGGAUGGAUUCGUUGGAACAGAAGGUUGACCUUAUCGAUCGCCAAAAGCUGAAGGGGUUAGAGUAUACUCUAACACAGCUAAAAAAUCAUAUGCGUGCAAUUGAUCAAGAUUUGUUAGUGAAUGAUAUAGAGAUCACGGGAAUCCCUGAAGCUCGUGGAGAAAGGAUUAAUAGUAUCGUGCUUGCCGUGGCCAGAAGGCUCAGAGUAUCUAUGGGAGAUCGCGAUAUCGUGGCCGCUUUUCGCCUCACACUGCCUCGUCCACAGUUUGCUGGCGCCGUUAUCACCCGACCACGCCCUAUUGCUGUCACGCUUGCGCAUCCGGCACUCAAGAUGUCCCUGCUUGAAGCUGCACGUGCACGGCCCGAUGUUUCCAUCGCGGAUUUAGGCUUCUAUGGAUUGCCAAAUCAUUUUCACGUCAAUCACAGGUUGUCCAAGUACAACCACCAGCUGUACCAUAAAGUAAAAGAGGCCGCAAGAAUCAAGAAAUGGCGUUUUGUAUGGAGCAAGAAUGGAAAGAUUUUUAGCAGGGGAGGAUACAGGUUCGGUAAUUCACAGAUUAUCCUCAGAAGCUGA
This is a messenger RNA of Manduca sexta (tobacco hornworm), 873 nucleotides long. RefSeq lists its product as uncharacterized. Lineage: Eukaryota; Metazoa; Arthropoda; Insecta; Lepidoptera; Sphingidae. The transcript has a single exon. The record is from RefSeq and is a predicted model, not a curated record. Bases 1 to 873 code for a protein of 290 amino acids.